This is a messenger RNA of Cladophialophora psammophila CBS 110553, 1683 nucleotides long. RefSeq lists its product as uncharacterized. The record is from RefSeq and is a predicted model, not a curated record. Gene Ontology annotation, biological process: transmembrane transport. Bases 1 to 1683 code for a protein of 560 amino acids. NCBI's taxonomy places the organism in Eukaryota, Fungi, Ascomycota, Eurotiomycetes, Chaetothyriales, Herpotrichiellaceae. The transcript is spliced from 2 exons. Gene Ontology annotation, molecular function: transmembrane transporter activity.
AUGGAGGGAAAGGAAGCUCAGAUGCUCGAUUUCAUCGGUCCAGCCCAACGAAUGCAAAAUGUAUCGACCGACCAUGUGCCAGUGGAACCUCUCUCUGAGCUGCCUGAGCCGGCUCAGCAGGUGCAGCCUCGCAGCAAAUUUCGCAUCAUUAUGAUUCUGACUGCCCUCUAUCUCUCGCUGUUCGUGGCUGCUCUCGAUGCCACCAUCGUUGCCACUGCCGUCCCUAAAAUUACUGCUGAGUUGCACUCGGCAGCUGGAUACAUCUGGAUAGGCGGUGCCUAUCUCAUCGCCAAUGCUGCAGCUGCUCCUAUCUGGGUCAAAUUCUCUGAUAUUUGGGGGCGCAAGCCGAUCUUUCUCAUCGCAGUGGUUGUAUUCUUCGCCAGCUCUGUGGUCUGUGCGACAGCCGUGGACAUGCAGAUGCUCAUUGUCGGUCGCAGUAUUCAGGGUGCUGCGGGGGGCGGUCUUAUUUGCAUGGUCAAUGUCGGUAUUUCCGAUCUCUUCAGUGUCCGCGAGAGGAGUUUGUGGCUCGGUCUGUGCGAAGGGAUCUGGGCUCUGAGCGGAGCCGUAGGGCCUCUCUUGGGAGGUGCCUUUGCCCAGAAAGUCAGCUGGCGAUGGUGCUUCUACUGCAACCUGCCCAUCGCCGGGACGGCUUUCAUGCUGCUUGUGCCCUUCCUCAAUGUCCACAAUCCUCGAACACCAGUCUUGGAUGGGGUAAAAGCUAUUGACUGGUUUGGCUGCGUCUCAAUUCUUGGUGUAACGGUGAUGCUGCUCUUGGGCCUUGACCUGGGUGGAUCUGUGUAUCCAUGGGGUUCAGCAAAAGUCAUCUGCCUCAUCGUAUUCGGCGCAUUAAUGGUUCUUGUCUUUAUUUACAGCGAAAAGAAAUUGGCGAAAUACCCGGUGAUUCCGCUGUCUCUUUUCGGUACCAGGAAUAUCGCGACGAUGCUCGUGACAUUUGCUCACGGAAUGGUCUUCAUUGCUGCCGAAUACUACUUGCCCCUGUAUUUCCAAAGUGUCAAAGAAGCUUCACCCCUUCGAUCAGGCGUUCUCUUGGUACCGCUCAUUGUCGCCACGGCAGCCACCGGAGUUCUCAAUGGCGUGAUCAUACAUCGUACAGGCCAAUAUAGACCCUCCAUGUGGAUUGGAACUAUCCUAUUGACUCUGGGCACUGGCCUCUUUAUUUCAAUGAACGCACACACCUCGACCGGCACAAUAAUCGGGUUUGAGAUCAUCGAAGGUAUUGGUUCGGGUCUGCUAUUUGAACCUCCUCUCAUCGCAAUUCAGCAGGGGGUUCACCAAGAUAAUGUCGGCACUGCGACUUCGACACAAGCCUUCAUCAGAAGCCUGGCACUCUCGCUAGGCGUCAUUCUAGGCGGCAUUGUGUUCCAGCAAAGCAUGGAUCUUCGACGCUCGACACUCCAACAGAUGGGACUGCCUCCUUCGGUUGUGGAAGAACUUUCGGGCAAAAAUGCCGGCGCCAACGUCAUGGUGGCACAUACUCUUCCUCCCGCGCAAGAACUUGCAGUCAAGGAAGCGUUUGCUUGGAGCAUAAGAAACAUGUUCAUCAUGUUCACUUGCCUCGGUGCUCUUGGUGUUCUUGCGAGCUGCUUCGUCGUGAAGACAAAGCUCUCGAAGGAGCACAGGGAGACUAUAACUGGUCUUAAGAAAGAGGAACCUAGGCCGUAA